Durio zibethinus is the source of this 1206-nucleotide messenger RNA. RefSeq lists its product as uncharacterized. NCBI's taxonomy places the organism in Eukaryota, Viridiplantae, Streptophyta, Magnoliopsida, Malvales, Malvaceae. The record is from RefSeq and is a predicted model, not a curated record.
AACAAUUUUUUGAAAAAGAAGGUUAAAACCCCAUUUUCAAGCUAAGGUGAGGUGUCAUUUUCUUGUGAAAAUUACAUUCUAAAAGAAAAACUAUAUGUUUUUCUAAUUUUUAUCUACAUUUUAAUCAUUUGCCUUGCUUCCUUAAUACUGAAAGUGAUUAUUUUAUAUUUAGAGAGUGAGUUUGAGGGAGAAAGAGCAAAGCAAAGAGAGAUAAAGGUAGAGGCCAGAAAACAGAGAAAAGGGUAGCUAGAUCUUGUUGGGUUAUAGAAGCUAGCUCCAUUUAUCCAUGGCUUCUAAGCUUCUUUUGAUUGCUGUCUUUGUUCUUGAUCUCAUUGCUUUUGGUUUAGCUGUUGCAGCUGAACAAAGAAGAAGCACUGCCCAGAUUGUCCAGGAUAGUGAAGUUAAUUAUAACUAUUGUGUCUAUGAUUCAGACAUAUCAACAGGCUAUGGUGUUGGUGCAUUUUUGUUCCUUAUGGCCAGUCAAGCCCUCAUAAUGGUUGCAAGCCGAUGCUUCUGCUGUGGAAAGGCUUUAAACCCCAGUGGUUCAAGGGCUUGGGCAGUUAUCCUUUUCAUAGUCUGUUGGUUGUUGUUCAUAAUUGCUGAGAUAUGCUUGCUGGCCGGAUCAGUGAGAAAUGCCUACCAUACCAAAUACCGGACCAUUUUCAGCGAGCAGCCUCCUUCCUGUGAAACUGUGAGGAAGGGAGUUUUUGCUGCGGGGGCAGCUUUCAUUUUCUUAAAUGCCAUAGUCAAUAAGUUCUACUAUAUUUGCUAUUCCAGUGCUAGCGAGAAAAGCUUCCAGGCUUACGGUGGAGAGACCGGUGUCGGGAUGGGAACCUACAAAUAAACACGGCUGGAAAUGCUAUUUGUCUUAUUACAGUAGAUGUGACUACCUGGACUCUAUGCCAUCAAUUUGCUUACUCCAUUGUCUGUUUUUGAGGUGCAUUUCAUGUGCCAAGGGUUCGAUAUAGUAGUUGAUAGAUUGUAUUUUGUGUCAGAUUCAUAUUUUUCUUUAUUUCCUUUUUUCCCCAUUCCAAGAUACUGUAAAAUUUUUUGAAGUUUCUUGUAUUCAUAUCAAUAACAAAAGAUUGUUGUUUGUGUAACAAGAAAUGUCAGUGAUGUAAAAUCUUGAACGAAUUACAUGAUCUUCAUUGGGGUUAAAACAACUAAACCCAAGUCUUAAUGGGAAGGCCCUUUAUUCUUAAUUUA